AUGCACGUCUUCAUCACAGGAGCCACCGGCUUCGUAGGAACAUCCGUCGUCCAAGCCCUCCACAAAAGCGGCCACACAGUCCUAGGCCUCGUCCGCUCCCCGCAAUCCGCCCAAAAGCUCCAAGCAACCGGCGCCAAAGCCCUCCACGGAACCCUCGAGGACCUCGAGAUCCUCCAACAAGGAGCCAAAGAGUGCGAUGGCGUGAUCCAUCUCGGAUUCGUCCACGAGCUUAUGAGUUCCGAUUUCGAGAAAGCUUGUGCCAUUGAUGCCACAGCCACUGAAACGAUCGGUCACGCGCUCGAGGGCACGGGAAAACCGUUUGUGUAUACCUCUGGUCUUUUGGGGAUUAGAAGUGAUGGCGUACUGGCGACGGAAGGAGAUGAACGUCAGGGUGGGGGGGCGUUCCAUCCUAGGGUUAAGACGGAGAGUAAGGUCUUGGGGUUUGCGGCUAAGGGUGUGAGGGCGAUGGUUAUCCGUCUUCCACCUUCUACUCAUGGAGAAGGGGACAAAGGGUUUGUUCCCAUGCUCACUAAAGUAGCGCAGGAGAAGGGUGUCUCGGGGUAUAUUGGGGGUGGAACGAAUGCAUGGCCUUCCUGUCAUAGGUCAGAUGCAGCGGUGUUGUAUAAGUUAGCGCUGGAGAAGGGUGUUGCUGGAGGCGUGCAUCAUGCUGUUCAUGACCAGGCUGUGCCAACGAAAGAUAUUGCUGGUGUUAUAGGGAGGAAGUUGGGUGUUCCUGUUGUGUCGAUAGCGCAACAGGAGGCGGCUGGUCAUUUUGGAUUUAUGGCUUGGCCGCUUGGUAUGAAUGCUCCGACGUCUGGGGAGAAGACACAGAAGGAGCUUGGGUGGUUGCCGGUUGACUCGAAGCUUAUGGAGGAUUUGGAAAGUGGGAGUUAUUUCUAG
This is a messenger RNA of Hymenoscyphus albidus, 900 nucleotides long. Lineage: Eukaryota; Fungi; Ascomycota; Leotiomycetes; Helotiales; Helotiaceae. The record is from the annotation of a GenBank genome assembly.